Peronospora matthiolae is the source of this 90-nucleotide messenger RNA. Lineage: Eukaryota; Oomycota; Peronosporomycetes; Peronosporales; Peronosporaceae. The record is from the annotation of a GenBank genome assembly.
AUGUCUCGUCGACUCGAGUACAAUUUAUACACACUCAUCUACAAGGACUCAUGUAUGAAAUCGUACCACUCUACUAAUUCAAGCACUUGA